Daucus carota subsp. sativus is the source of this 1420-nucleotide messenger RNA. Its product is annotated as F-box/kelch-repeat protein SKIP30-like. The record is from RefSeq and is a predicted model, not a curated record. Gene Ontology annotation, molecular function: protein binding. NCBI's taxonomy places the organism in Eukaryota, Viridiplantae, Streptophyta, Magnoliopsida, Apiales, Apiaceae. Bases 178 to 1236 code for a protein of 352 amino acids. The transcript is spliced from 2 exons.
CAAAACCAUAAUUUAGUAUGACUUAAGAUCCACCGGCCUAGAAUCCAUUUUGAUACGAAAAUUUCGGGAAAAACCUAGCAGAAACUUGCCCUUUUCCUUGCUCAGGUGACUGGUUGUAGCAAAAAAUAACACAAUUGUUCUAGAUAUUACGACUGGGAGGACAAGAUAAUUGUCAUUAUGUCUGCACUUAUUGAAGUUUUUCCUGAUGAAAUCUCUCUCAUGAUCCUUGCACGAGUUCCCUUGUCCCUCCAUCCCAAGUUGAGGCUUGUUUGCCAUUCCUGGAGAGCUAUUGUGAAUAGUGUUAAAUUAUUGAAAGUUCGGCAAGAGGUGAAUUUUGUUGAGGAUCUUAUGUGUGUGUGCUCCCAUGAACCUGAUAAUAUAUGGCAGCUUCAUGACGCCCAGAACAAUGUUUGGAUCACCGCCCCUGUCCUUCCUUCAAAACUUAGCCAUCUUUCCUACUUUGGUGCUGUGUCGACUGCAGGAAAGCUGUAUGUUUUGGGUGGCGUCCAUGUUCCUGAUGAUAUAGCUUAUGGCCGGCAUCAUACUUUUCCCGCAACCAAUCAGGUAUGGUCAUAUGAGCCUGUCACCAGACGGUGGACACUGUGUGAACCCAUGAUUAAGGCCCGGGCCAAUUUUGCAUGUGGCGUACUGGAUGGAAUGAUUAUUGUUGCUGGUGGUCUCAGUACUGCAACAUUACAUUGGAGGCCAAUCAAACAAGUAGAAAUGUAUGAUCCUACAAAAGAUGUCUGGAUUCAAUUACCCGACCUCCUGUACGCAAACAAUGCCCCUUGCUAUGGAGUGGUUGUAAGGCGAAAGCUGCAUGUGGUGCACAGGCAAUUGUCAGCAAUGCAAGUAUUGGAUAAAGAAACACGGGUUUGGACAUUAUCUAGAUGUCCUUGGCGAAAUUAUCCACGGGCAGUAAUUGGGAAUGAUGUCUACGUAAUGUGUAACGAAGAAUUUUACCACGAGAGUCAGGUUAGGGAAAAAAAGGAGCCUAAGUUUACAGCAGUUGGGUAUAACAAAAUAUCUGGAUUUGCAGUGACAAGUUUAGGAAAUAGUAUAUAUCUUAUUGGCGGGUCUGGAAUGAGAGGCGACAUUUUCAAUUCUGAGAAAUACGAGCUGUCCGAUGUUACUGUCCUGACUCCCAGUUUGCAGGAGCCCUGGGCAUCGCAUCAUGCCUCACCAAUGACUCGUUGUCGAGGAACUAUCUUGGGCUGUACACCGUUGAGAAUGUAGCUAGCAUUGACGUUUGUUUGAACUAGUUUUUCAUGUUUAUUUUUGAGCCACGAGGAACUCUGUAAAAGCUUUGCAAACUUUUUUCGAGAAGAUCGAUAUGAUAUGAACUGCGAAGGUAUGAUCUUUCUCUCAAAUUUGAACUAUGGAGAUAUGAUAUGUUCGAGGACUGUGGUCUUAUUUAUCA